Molecule: messenger RNA, 1632 nt
Organism: Propithecus coquereli (Coquerel's sifaka)
Lineage: Eukaryota; Metazoa; Chordata; Mammalia; Primates; Indriidae
Gene: FH
Product: fumarate hydratase
Exons: 13
Coding region: 12-1613 (533 amino acids)
Biological process (GO): tricarboxylic acid cycle; malate metabolic process; fumarate metabolic process
Cellular component (GO): tricarboxylic acid cycle heteromeric enzyme complex; mitochondrion
Molecular function (GO): fumarate hydratase activity
Source: RefSeq, a predicted model, not a curated record
UCCUCAGCACCAUGUACCCAGCACUCCGGCUCCUCGCGCGCUCGCGUCGCCUCGUGCGGGCUCCAGCCUCGACCUCAGUUCCGGGCUUGAGUGGCGCAGCCGUCCCCCCAUCCUGGCCCCCGAACGCGGCUCGAAUGGCAAGUCAAAAUUCUUUCCGGAUAGAAUAUGAUACCUUUGGUGAACUCAAGGUCCCAAAUGAUAAGUAUUAUGGCGCCCAGACUGUGAGAUCUACAAUGAACUUUAAGAUUGGAGGUGUGACGGAACGCAUGCCAGAUUAUAGAACUUCACAACAGGCAGCUGAAUCCUUGAGGAAAAUCUCUUUGUCAUUGCCCCCUACAGCCUGCUUGAUCCCAGUUAUUAAAGCUUUUGGCAUCUUGAAGCGAGCGGCCGCUGAAGUAAACCAGGAUUAUGGUCUUGAUCCAAAGAUUGCUGAUGCAAUAAUGAAGGCAGCAGAUGAGGUAGCUGAAGGUAAAUUAAAUGAUCAUUUUCCUCUCGUGGUGUGGCAGACUGGAUCAGGAACCCAGACAAAUAUGAAUGUAAAUGAAGUCAUUAGCAAUAGAGCAAUUGAAAUGUUAGGAGGUGAACUUGGUAGCAAGAAACCUGUGCAUCCCAAUGAUCAUGUUAAUAAAAGCCAGAGCUCAAAUGAUACUUUCCCCACAGCAAUGCACAUUGCUGCUGCAGUAGAAGUUCAUGAAGUACUGUUACCAGGACUACAGAAGCUACAUGAGGCGCUCAAUGCGAAAUCCAAAGAGUUUGCGCAGAUCAUCAAAAUUGGGCGUACUCAUACUCAGGAUGCUGUUCCACUUACUCUUGGGCAGGAAUUCAGUGGUUACGUUCAACAAGUGUCAUAUGCAAUGGCGAGGAUAAAAGCUGCUAUGCCAAGAAUCUAUGAGCUUGCAGCUGGAGGCACCGCUGUCGGUACCGGCUUAAAUACUAGAAUUGGCUUUGCAGAAAAGGUUGCUGCAAAAGUGGCUGCACUCACAGGGUUGCCCUUUGUCACUGCUCCAAAUAAAUUUGAAGCUCUGGCUGCUCAUGAUGCUCUGGUUGAGCUCAGUGGAGCCAUGAACACCACUGCUUGCAGUCUGAUGAAGAUCGCAAAUGAUAUUCGUUUUCUGGGCUCUGGUCCUCGGUCGGGUCUGGGUGAACUGAUCUUGCCUGAAAAUGAACCCGGAAGCAGUAUCAUGCCAGGCAAGGUGAACCCCACUCAGUGUGAAGCGAUGACCAUGGUUGCAGCCCAAGUCAUGGGGAAUCAUGUCGCUAUAACCGUUGGAGGCAGCAAUGGACAUUUCGAGUUGAAUGUUUUCAAGCCAAUGAUGAUUAAAAAUGUGUUACACUCAGCCAGGCUGCUGGGGGAUGCUUCAGUUUCCUUCACAGAAAACUGCGUGGUGGGCAUCCAGGCCAACACAGAAAGGAUCAACAAGCUGAUGAAUGAGUCUCUAAUGUUGGUGACAGCUCUCAAUCCUCACAUAGGGUAUGAUAAGGCAGCAAAGAUUGCCAAGACAGCACACAAAAAUGGAUCAACCUUAAAGGAAACUGCUGUUGAACUUGGUUAUCUCACAGCAGAGCAGUUUGAUGAGUGGGUAAAACCUAAGGACAUGCUGGGUCCAAAGUGAUUUAAAUACAUUUAUAAUG